AUGUCCAGAGGAGCAGAGAUGGUUUAUAUCCCGGAUGACUCCGACUUCAGCUCCUUCAGGGAUCAGUGCGAGAGCUUGGAGGGCUGGCACUGUCGGUAUAACAAGGCUGGCGUGACCGUGUGGAGUCAGGGCCAGGAGGAAAGCUGCACCGUGCAGAAAAUCAAGACUCGUAUCUCCUGCAACGACGUCCCUGCUGAGACGCUCUAUGAUGUGCUGCACGACACCCGCUACCGCAAGAAAUGGGACUCGAACAUGAUUGAAACCUACGACAUCGGGCGCCUGACCGUUAAUGCUGACGUGGGAUACUACUCCUGGAAAUGCCCGAGCCCACUGAAGAACCGGGAUUUCGUCACCCUGCGCUCCUGGCUGCCCCUGGGCAAUGACUACAUGAUCAUCAACUACAGCGUCAAGCACCCGAAAUACCCACCCCGGAAGGAUUUCGUGAGGGCCGUGUCCCUGCAGACAGGUUACCUGAUCAAGGCGAACGGUGCCGGUGCCUGCGUCCUCUAUUAUCUCACCCAGGUGGACCCUCGCGGGUCGCUGCCAAAGUGGGUGGUGAACCGCGUCUCCCAGUUUGUGGCACCGAAGGCAAUGAAGAAGAUCUACAAGGCUGGGCUGAAGUACCCGGAGUGGAAACGCAAGCAUGAUCCCGGAUACAAGCCCUGGGUGUACCCGGAGCAGAACACGCUGCCCAGUGUCAGCCUGGCCGAGCUCUCAGUGCAGCACGCCGACUCGCUGGAGAACAUCGAUGAGACGGGGCUGCCUGAGGACCAUCUGAGCACCAGUGACCAUGAGGCCUGA
Messenger RNA from Fulmarus glacialis (Northern fulmar), 801 nucleotides. RefSeq names its product StAR-related lipid transfer (START) domain containing 10 (gene STARD10). The record is from RefSeq and is a predicted model, not a curated record. Gene Ontology annotation, molecular function: lipid binding. Lineage: Eukaryota; Metazoa; Chordata; Aves; Procellariiformes; Procellariidae. Bases 1 to 801 code for a protein of 266 amino acids. The transcript is spliced from 6 exons.